Messenger RNA from Phymastichus coffea, 2093 nucleotides. RefSeq names its product endochitinase. The record is from RefSeq and is a predicted model, not a curated record. Gene Ontology annotation, biological process: carbohydrate metabolic process; chitin catabolic process. NCBI's taxonomy places the organism in Eukaryota, Metazoa, Arthropoda, Insecta, Hymenoptera, Eulophidae. The coding region runs from base 130 to 1743 and encodes 537 amino acids. Gene Ontology annotation, cellular component: extracellular region. Gene Ontology annotation, molecular function: chitinase activity; chitin binding. The transcript is spliced from 10 exons.
GUGUCAUCGCGAUUCAUCAUUUUUGUCGUCAUUAAUAUCGCGCAGUUGAUUACAUUCGCGGCCACUCCGUAGUUGACGGCUCUACUCGCCCAACUUGCAUUUGCAUUUAGUCUUUACAAAGUCUGAACAAUGAACUCCCAAGUGGGAAAGCUUCUGGUCUCCCUGAGUGCUACUUUAGCACUGUUUGCCAGCACCUCAGUAGGAGAGCAGCCCGCAAGAAUAGUGUGCUAUUUCAGCAAUUGGGCUAUCUACCGUCCAGGCAUCGGCAAAUAUGGAAUCGAUGAUGUGCCAGCAAAUCUUUGCACUCACGUCAUUUACUCGUUCAUCGGUGUGAGCAAUGUCACUUGGGAAGUUCUGAUUCUUGAUCCGGAGCUCGAUGUCGAUCAAGGUGGAUUUGCCAAGUUCACUCGCUUGAAACGCAAGUAUCCUAACUUGAAGACUGAAGUUGCCGUUGGCGGAUGGGGCGAGGGCGGUCGUAAGUACAGUGCUCUCGUUGCUGUCAAGGAACGUAGGAAAACUUUCAUCAGAAGCGUUGUUGAAUUCAUGAAGAAAUAUGACUUCGACGGAUUCGACCUAGACUGGGAGUAUCCAGGAGCUACCGAUCGCGGUGGCAAAUUUUCCGACAAGGACGUGUUCUUCUACUUCGCGGAGGAAUUGAGAAGAGCAUUCGAUCGCGAAGGUCGCGGCUGGGAAAUCACAAUGGCCGUGCCGAUGGCGAAAUUCCGUCUCGACGAGGGCUAUCACGUACCCGAGCUCUGCGAGAAUGUCGAUGCCAUUCACGUCAUGUCGUACGAUCUUCGCGGUAAUUGGGCAGGUUUCGCCGACGUGCACAGCCCCUUGUACAAGAGGCCUCACGACCAGUGGGCUUACGAAAAACUCAACGUGAACGAUGGCCUUCAGUUGUGGGAGAAUUACGGUUGUCCAGCCAACAAACUCGUCGUCGGCAUACCGUUUUACGGUAGGAGCUUCACCCUGAGCCAGAGCAACAACAACUAUAAUCCAGGAACUUACAUCAACAAAGAGGCUGGCGGUGGGGCUCCUGGUAAAUACACCGGUGCCAAAGGAUUCUUAGCUUACUACGAGAUCUGCGCCGAAGUGAACGACCCAGACUCCGGUUGGACCAAGAAGUGGGAUGAUCAGGGAAAAGUUCCUUACGCCUACAAGGGCACGCAGUGGGUAGGCUACGAAGACCCGGAGAGCGUGCAAAUCAAGAUGGAUUGGAUCAAGUCUAAAGGGUACGCUGGCGCCAUGACCUGGGCGAUCGAUAUGGACGACUUCCGCGGCAUUUGCGGCAGGAAGAACGACCUGUCUCUCAUUCUCUACGAGAACAUGCGCGAUUACAGCGUCCCCGAGCCGCAGCGCAGCACCACCCCGAGGCCCGAGUGGUCGCGACCAAAGAGUACGACACCCGACUCGUCGGAGGCUAUCUACACGACGCCGACUCGCGAAACCGAGGAGACCACUCGGCCAACUCGACCGCACCGGCCGACCCAGCCAGUACCGCGUCCAACUUACAGGCCGACGACGCCGGCCCCGGCGAAGCCAACCGAAGAGAUCGACGAGAGCGACAACGAGAUCAAGUGCGCCGACCAGGACUUCAUGCCUGCCAAGGAUUGCGCUGUGUAUUACAGAUGCGUAUACGGAAAGCCAUUGAAGUUCCAGUGCCGCGACGGUCUUGUCUAUAGCCCCGAGAAAUUCAUUUGCGACUGGCCACAGAACGUCGACCGUCCAGAAUGUCACUAGACGCUAACGAACCUUGAACAUUCGUUCGUUCGCAUCGAUACGACGAGCUAUUAUACCCAUUUAUGAUCUAUUAUAUCGCUCGUCAACCGUGAGACGACGGUAAAAAACGAUGUCCGUGUGAUUUGUGACUUGAACAUAAAUUAGCGUAAUUAUACAUUGUAAUUUCAAUCAAAUAAUCUAUAUCUAUUGAUAUAUUCAAAUUCAAAUAACUUAUACUUUCAUAUAAGGUAUCCAUUAUAUAGUUAGUCUCAAAUAUCUAUACCUAUGUACUGAUUGUAAGUUGCUAUUACUGUCAUAACAUUUUUUUAAGAAUAAAUAAGUUAAGUUUAAUUGUAAAGUAUAGAAUGUAA